Molecule: messenger RNA, 4513 nt
Organism: Prorocentrum cordatum
Lineage: Eukaryota; Dinophyceae; Prorocentrales; Prorocentraceae
Source: the annotation of a GenBank genome assembly
AUGGCGAGUACGACUACGCAAAACGGGACGUACCAGAUCUGGUCGCUGAAGGUGGCUGAGAUGGGGUGGAAGUCGCUCUAUGACGCUGCGGUGGGCCACGCGGGCCCGAUAGCUGCAGAGGGCAUCCAGAACGCGGAGACGCUGGAGCUGAGCAGGAACUUGAGCACGUUCCUGGCGAUGAAGAUGCGCGGGAAAGCGCAGACGAUGACUAAGUUGGCUGGUGCUGGCAAUGGGUUCGAGGCUCUUCGGCAGAUCUAUGCUGACUACCGCCCGAGUGGCGGCACUUCGGAGCACAGCCUGCUGACGACGAUCGUGCAGCCGAAGUGGUGGACGAGUGCUGAUCACUCGAGGAGAAGCUUCGCGGAGGUGCUGCACGACUGGGAUCAUCUCGUCACGCAGUAUGAGUUGGCGAGCCACGACACGAUCAGCGACAGGCUCAAGUGUGCGACCAUCUUGGGCUAUGCGCCGCUGCCGAUCAGGAAGGUGCUCGACGGGGCCAGCCAGGAGGUCAGAGAGAACUGCGCGGUGAUGCGGACAAGGAUUCGCGAGCACUGCGUGGAGAGAAAUGCCAAGGCUUUCGCCCCCAGGCCACCUGAGGUGGGAGGAGGAGGCCAGGCGCCGAUACAGGUGGAUGCGGUCGGCCAGGUUGACGCGAUUGGGUUCGACAAGCCGCGCUGCAACCUCUGCAAGAAGCUCGGCCACACGGCCGACAAGUGCUGGUUCAAGGGCAAAGGUGGCGCCAAGGGCGACUCCAAGGGUGGCAAGGGCGAUGGCGGCAAGGGCGGAUCGAAUGGCGGACGCGGUGGCAACGCGCCGUCGAGUGACAAAGACAAGACAUGCCACUACUGCAAGAAGAAAGGCCACAUCAAGAUCAACUGCUUCAAGUUCAAGAAGGAUCAGGAGGACAGGAAGAAGGGCACUGUCAGCAUCGUCGAGAAGGAGGCCGCCGAGGUCAACGUGAUGGUCGUACCCAGCGAAGUCGACUCUGACGAGUGCGGCUUCUGCAUGGCGCUGGAGAGCGACUACGUCGACCACGACUCGGACGAGCACCAGGUGGACAUCGUCGACCACGACUCAGACGGGCACCAGGUGGACUACGUCGACCACGAGUCGAACGGGCACCAGGUGGGCUACGACGGCUACGAGAGCGUCGGAGACCAGCUGGAGGACGAGUUCGCGUGCCACGCCUGUGACGACACGAUCAUCAUGGCUAUCGGCGACGGGGCCAAGCUCAAGGAGUACGACGUUGACGACUUUCUGAUGCUGGAUGGCGGCGCUGACGAGCACUGUGCACGACGAGGCUUUGCGAGACAUCGCGUAGUGGAGCCUGCGUCGACCAAGCUGAUCGCCGCCCAGAAGCAGAAUAUCUCUCUUGAUGGUGAGGCCAUGGUUCCCUUCACCAUGGGGGGUCGAGUGGUUUGCAAGGCCAACUUCAAGGUCGCCCCUUUCGCUCGGAACCUACUCAGCACUCUCAGAGUCUAUGAUGCAGGUUUUGACGUGGUCUACUCGCGCAAUGACGGGUGCUACGUUGGUUACUCCAAGCCUGACGGGAGGUGUGUCAAUAUUCUGAUGGUGCGGAGAAAGAACACGUUCGGGGUCCCUGCCAGCGUGCACGAGGACCUCGAGGACGCCAAGGAUGCGGUCAAGGAGACCAAGCGGUUGCUAGGCCGCUAUCCCGACCAGCAGUCGGGCAUCGUCGCCGCCAACGAGGACGCGGUGAUGAAGGGCGAGGGGGCCGCCCAGCAUGCCGAGCUCAAGCACAAGCAGGACUUGGACUUCGAGAAGGCGGUCGAGGAGCGUUACCAACCGCAAGUGGACGGCCAGCCUGUGACAGAGGCCAAGGUCGUCGAGGCUCCCUAUGCUCCAACGGAGGUUGAGAAUGAGCAACACGAGGUUGCUGGUCACGCGGUGUUCAAGAAGUGGUGCCCUGCGCGUGUGUUCGGACUGGGACCUGAGGGCCCGCAAGUCAAGCAGCCCGUGUACGACAGCAAUGUCAGAGAGGAGCUGAUUUUCUUUGACUGGGCCUUCAACGACACUAGGGACACGGACAAUCUCUGCGACGAGGCCGACAAGGGUCUCGGGACAUCUCUUGUGGCUGCAGAUCGCAGCACUGGUCUGCUCUACGGCGACGCGCUGGGGAGCAAGGCCGCAGACGAUCACACCGCGAAGCAGCUCAUGAGGUUCAUGAAGCAGCUCGCGUACCAGAAGCCAGAGCUCAGGUGCGACACGGAGCCUGCGGUGAAGGCUCUCCGAGAGAAGGUCGUGAACGCGAGGAACGAGGAUAACCUGGAGACCAGAGUUUCGCAGGGUCGCGCGCGGGACAGCAAGUCGAUGGGCUUCAUCGAGACGCGGAUCCGCUGGUGGCGAGGCCGCUUGAAGGCCAAUAGGGUGCAGGUGGAGAUGGACUGCGGUAUCAAGCUCACGCCGCACUCUUCGCUCUGGCCGUUCCUCGCCCACCAUGCUGCAAACGUGACGAACUGGUACUCGCGAGGUGCUGACGGCUAUGCGGCUCACUUCGCGGUCUACGGCGUGAGCUACACUGGAGCAGUGGUUCCCUUUGCUGAGACGGUGAUGACGAGGGUUCCAGUCAGCCAGACGGGCCAGCGGCGUUCGAUGGGAGGUUUGGUUCCCAGGCUGACCAAGGCGGAUGCUGCCUGGGUCAAGGGAAUCUGGGUCGGCAAGACGACCAACAACGACGAGCACAUUAUCCUGGCGAUUGCUGGCAAGGUGACCUGCAGGACCGUCCGCAGGAUGCCCGAGGGGGAGCGCCACGACAAGGAGCUCUUCCUGAAGGUCUGCGGCGAGCCCUGGAGGGAGAAGGUCGCGCACAUGCCUCGGUCCCUCGUCAUGGACGGCGGCGGGGGCGAGGUCGCGCCGACGACGCUGGAGGCCGUGGGCACGGAAGCCGAGGGGGCAGCUCCAGGCGGAAAGCUCUGCAGGAGCUGGCGGAAGCUCGGGGAGUGGACCAAGAGGGGACGCUACGAGGACCCGAUCGUCGGGGCCAUCGAGGACAUCAGCGAGGCGCUGGACUACACGGCCCUCCUGACGGCCAAGGAGCUCACGCACUUGGGCAGCAGCGGCUUCCCCCAGGAGGAGGCGACUGAGGCGCUCGACAAGGGCUUAAAGCUCUGCGAUGAGUUCGGCAUCUACUCAGUUCAUCCUCGAGCGGCCUCCGACGGCAAGAAGAAGGUUGAUGCCAAGUGGGAGAAGAAGGACCGAGCUGGGGUUCUUAAGUACAGGCUGGUGGGCAGGGAGUUUGCCUGGCUCGAGGAGCGUGAUGAUCUUUUCGCUCCUGGGUCGACGUCCCUGACCAGCCGCACCAUUGACUUCCUCAGCCAGAAGGACGAUGAUGAUCCAGAUGGUCGACUGGUGGUUGCGGUUGGCGACGUCUCGGGUGCGUGCUGCCAGGUUCCUGGGAAGGAGGAGUUCUACUGCGACCCGCCACCUGAGUGGCUAGCUGCAAGGGCCAAGGCUGGCCUUAGCAUGGACGCACUCUGGAAGCUCGAGAAGCAGUUGCCUGGCAGGGGAGCUGCGAGCAGGGAGUGGAUCAGCUUCGCGGCUGAGCGCAUCCUGGAGUGCGGCUUCGAGCGCAACGAGGUCGAGAGCUUCCUUCCGAUGAUCAGGUCCAAACUGAAGUUGAAGGACAGCGACGUCGUCACCGAGGGCCGCUUUGAGUACCUCAAGCGGGCGAGGAUCAAGACGGACGAGGGCAUCUUCGUGCAGCCCCAUGAGAAGCACGCCCUCAACAUUAUCACGGAGCUAGGGCUGCAGGGCGCGAAUCCAGUCAAGACUCCAGACUUGGGAUCGGAAGAGGUCCUGGAGCACUCCCCGCCACUCGUCGACACGCAGAUCGCGUGGUAUCGUUCGUGUGUGGGGAGUGGCCUCUACCUGGCGCAAGAUCGCACCGACAUCCAGAGGGCCGUGGGGAUGCUGGCAUCUGACCAGGCGGCGCCGACGGGGCUCUCUUGGAAAAGGCUGCUCCGUCUUGGACGCUACUUGGUUGGGGCAUCCGACCUGGGCGUAUUCACCCCGAAGGCUGACAUGAAGAUCUACAAGAAGGUCGUUGUCCACUUGAGGAGUUUCUCCGACAGUGACCACGGAGGCAAGGAGGCGAAGCGCAAGAGCACGACCUGUGGGGUUCGGUAUGCCGAUAGUGUGGUGUUGGCGACGCUAGUGAGGAGGCAGGACUUGAUUGCAGUGAGUUCUGGAGAGAGCGAGUUCUACGCGCUGAGCACUGUGGCCAUGGGCGGCAAGAUGCCCAGGGAUCUGCUGACAUGGUUCGGGCUUCGUGUUGAGUGGACCUUGGAGACGGACUCUUCAGCAGCUCGCGCGAUGUCCUUGAGGCAGGGCGUCGGGGAGGUCCGCCACCUGGACACGCGAGCACGCUGGGUCCAGCAGGCCACGCGCAUGCUUGGGCUGAAGGUGCUGAAGUGCAAGGGUACCGAGAAUCCCAGUGACAUUGGGACGAAGCCACAUACGUCCGAGGUUCAUGAGCAGCUCUGCAAGCAAGUAG